AUGCUCGUCCCUUCCCUCAAAACCAUCGUCGCCCUUGGCGUUGCAUUCUAUGCCACCGCUGCGCUGGCGGCUCCCAACGGGCAAAUCGGGGCUAAUGUUCAAGACUUAUCCGAGAGGAACGAGGCACUUGAACAACCUGACCUUGACGCCGUCCCUGGGCUUGGUGAUACCAUCGAGGCCCGUGGCAAACCACCUCGCCGCCCAAACAAUAACAAUAAUAACCGGAGGCCGAACGGCAGGCCCAACGGCAGACCCAACGGAAGGCCCAAACGUCCCCCAAAAUAA
Molecule: messenger RNA, 285 nt
Organism: Colletotrichum acutatum
Lineage: Eukaryota; Fungi; Ascomycota; Sordariomycetes; Glomerellales; Glomerellaceae
Exons: 4
Coding region: 1-285 (94 amino acids)
Source: RefSeq, a predicted model, not a curated record